Messenger RNA from [Candida] anglica, 2353 nucleotides. NCBI's taxonomy places the organism in Eukaryota, Fungi, Ascomycota, Pichiomycetes, Serinales, Debaryomycetaceae. The record is from the annotation of a GenBank genome assembly.
CCUAUGCCCUAUACGAGAUAAACGACAUGGUGGGAAAAAAAUGCGCCCAUUUGCAACAUUGGCCUCGGCCUGUAGCUUCGUUCGCAUCACAUCAUUUGCAGUCUAAACGCAUAUUCAGCCAUACCAUUACCACCAUGAUUACGUCAAUCUAUGCCCAACAUCUAGUCUGUAUAGAAACAUCGACGCCACCAACCCACCCUAUUCGCAAUUUCCUCGUACGCGCCACCCACCACUAUCCACUCCCUUUAUACAAAUAUAUAUAUAUGUGUACAAGUUUACCUAUUCUCUCUUUUCGUGUCACCCUCAAUCCCAACUGAAUAUUUUCCUUUGAAUUUUUGCCCUUUAAUUUUUUCCUUUCUGAUUUGAAAUUUCUUCAUCAGUUACACUUAUAUUCAUACCAAUGAUGUUUAGACUGUUGUACAACGCUCCGCAGAGUCUUAGACCCGCCCUCUUGAAGGUGAGAAGUGGGUUGAACCCUCAGAAGUCCGCCCAAACCCCCGGUGGCAACCCUUCUCAGUUGUUACAACAACAACGUUCCAUAACGGGGACUCCAGGCCAACAGCCUCGUACAAAGCAUAACAACAACCACAAGAACAACAACAAUAACAACAACAACCGUAACUCACGCCAGGCGGGCCACCAGGGCCGUGACCGUCCGUCAGUGAUUGAUUCCCUCAACUUUAAGUCUCCCCAAGACCCAAUCAUCUUGGAAGCUUUGAACCAUGAAUACCGUAGAAAAUUGGAUUAUUUCGAUGAACAAUUGGCGUUGGCUUUCCAAUACUACAAGAACCCAAAGCUUGAGCGUGAGCUCGUUGCCUGUGUGCACAACACGGUCCAGUUGAUGGAUGAAGACUUAUUCCGUCCCUUGUUAAGUACCAAGGAUCUUAACCUGUACUUGAGUUGUUUAAACAACGCCACUUUUGCUGCCAGAUCCUCUAGACUUAGAUCUAGUCGUAACCGGGACUCGGACAACUACAACAAUGCCAACUUACAACACGAUGUCAUGUUGAAAACUGCAUUGAUCAAGAUGAGUGAAUGGAUUGCUCAAGGUGAAUUCAAGGAAGUCUUGAAUGAACUGUGCUUGAGAAACUUAUUCUACACCAUGUUACAAUUCAAAUUACAACCAGAAAUGAUCCAAUUAUGGGAAAAUGGUGUCAAUGAUGAAGUUACUGGGAAAUUAUAUUUGGGUCAACUGGCCUUGGCAGUCAUUUUGAAAGUUGCCUUUGAAGAAGGUAGAUUUACUUAUGAAGAAGUAUUACAAAUUUUUGAAACUACUCAGAAAAAAGUUGAUAAUAAUAAUGAAAAUAAGAAUUCUUCCAAGAUUUCUCAUGAACUUCUUUCAUCAAUUGGACGUAUUUCCAUUGCUGCAGGCGACUACUCACGUGGUCUCGACUCACUUGAAUCACUUCUUGCAAUUUUUGAAUCUCAACCACGUCAUCGUAAUUUGAUUCUUCAUUCUCUUGCAGAACUUCAUUUGGCCUUUAUUGGUUCUUGUAAAGAUCUUACUAUUGCUCAACAUUUCUUUGAUAAGAUUGUUGAUGGUAACCUCCCAUACAAGGUUCGUCUUAAGGUUCCAUACGUUCAUUCUCUUCUUGAAAAUUGUUAUGAAUUGGAUGCUCCAUUUGAAAAAUUGGAAUAUUUCUGGAAACGUACCAUUGAUCAUUAUAAUGUUACUAGUGGAAAUGAAGCUGCUAAUUCUCGUUAUUCCAAUUUGAAUAAUGCUUUUUUCGGUCUUUUUUUCAAGAAAUAUCCUCAACUUACUGAAGAAUCUCAUGAAAAGCUUAAACUGAUCAUUUCCACUUAUACCAAUACUAAGGUUGUUGAUGAAAUUUUCCUCAACACUGUGAUCAGUAACUAUUCUUGGAAUGACAAGCAAGUUUUAGAACAACUUAUGCAAUCUUAUUCCGUUUAUAACGUGAAAAGAACCCCUGUUUCCUACAGAAUUUGUCUUAAAAAGACUGGAAUGAUUCAAGAAUACACUUCAGAAGAAAUUUUAAAUAAAUGGAAUGAAUCUUUACAAUUUUUAGAUGAUCAAAAAUUCUCAUAUAUCCCAAUUGCUGAUUGGGCUGCCUUGAGAGAUUCCACUAUUUUAAGUCAAUAUUCUACUGAAAGAAAAAAUCUUUAUCUUGCCGUUGCUGAUAAGUAUAAAGAUUACAUUCAAGAUUAUCGUACUUGUGUUCGUUUCUGCAAACAUUGGCUGAAACAACUGGAACAUUUCCGUGAUAUUAGAAAACUUUCAGAUCCAAAUAAUUCAUUUGAAUGUGAUGUUUCUAUUGAAAUCCCACAAUUUCUUCAUUUAAGAAAGAAUAUCGAUUUUAACGUUUUAUCAAGAGAAAUUCUUUCAAAGAAAUAA